This is a messenger RNA of Coregonus clupeaformis (lake whitefish), 1123 nucleotides long. RefSeq names its product insulin-like growth factor I. Gene Ontology annotation, cellular component: extracellular region. NCBI's taxonomy places the organism in Eukaryota, Metazoa, Chordata, Actinopteri, Salmoniformes, Salmonidae. The coding region runs from base 230 to 796 and encodes 188 amino acids. The transcript has 5 exons. The record is from RefSeq and is a predicted model, not a curated record. Gene Ontology annotation, molecular function: growth factor activity; hormone activity.
UGUUUCCUGUUGAAAAUGUCUCUGUAAUGUAGAUACAUGUGAGGGAUUUUCUCUCUAAAUCCGUCUCCUGUUCGCUAAAUCUCACUUCUCCAAAAGGAGCCUGCGCAAUGGAACAAAGUCGGAAUAUUGUGAUGUGACAUUGCUUGCAUCUUAUCCUCUUUCUCACUGUUUUUAAUGACUUCAAACAAGUUCAUUUUUGCUGGGCUUUGUCGUGCGGAGACCCGUGGGGAUGUCUAGCGGUCAUUUCUUUCAGUGGCAUUUAUGUGAUGUCUUCAAGUGUGCGAUGUGCUGUAUCUCCUGUACCCACACCCUCUCACUGCUGCUGUGCGUCCUAACCCUGACUCCCGCGGCAACAGGGGCGGGGCCCGAGACCCUGUGUGGGGCGGAGCUGGUGGACACGCUGCAGUUUGUGUGUGGAGACAGAGGCUUUUAUUUCAGUAAACCAACGGGCUAUGGCCCCAGUUCACGGCGGUCACAUAACCGUGGUAUUGUGGACGAGUGCUGCUUCCAGAGUUGCGAGCUGCGGCGGCUCGAAAUGUACUGUGCCCCUGUCAAGUCUGGCAAGGCAGCUCGCUCUGUGCGUGCACAGCGCCACACAGACAUGCCAAGAACACCUAAGGUUAGUACUGCAGUGCAAAGCGUCGACAGAGGCACAGAGCGUAGGACAGCGCAGCACCCAGACAAGACAAAAACCAAGAAGAAACCUUUAUCUGGGCAUAGUCACACAUCUUGCAAGGAGGUACAUCAGAAGAACUCAAGUCGAGGGAACACAGGGGGAAGGAACUACCGAAUGUAGAAGAAGACAGACGCUAACGGACAGGCGGACAGGGAUGAGAGAAGGGUGUGGCCUUACCUGGUGCCCCUGUGGAAUGGUUCACUGUAAAACAUCAAAAGGUGGAUAAUGGUACUAAGCUAAUGGGAAUAAGCUUUGUGUGUAAUGUCUCUAGCUGAGAGUUAAAGUACUGGGGUUAUAUGAGAGGUAUUUUGAUUAUUUUAUAAACUGCACCAUUUCAUAUUGGAAGGAAUUGUAUUCCAUGUCAAACCAAUGUAACAUACUAGUUUAGCUGCUUACACAUCAAAGAGCGUCUUCUUCUUAUACCUCCAUGUGUGAGCUGAGCUAUAG